Molecule: messenger RNA, 1631 nt
Organism: Magallana angulata
Lineage: Eukaryota; Metazoa; Mollusca; Bivalvia; Ostreida; Ostreidae
Exons: 15
Coding region: 24-1535 (503 amino acids)
Source: RefSeq, a predicted model, not a curated record
UAGUACACAGCAGAAGUCAAAAUAUGAAGAUUUUAUUUUUUUUUCUGCUGAUGUGGACAUUUUAUUUUGGUACAGAUACAAAACGGACAUUGCGAGAAGAAUAUGAUAACAGACCUUUUGACAAGACAAACACAAAGAAAUGGUCAGACAAAGGUGUAGUCAAAGCGAUUGGGGAGGUGAGGCGUAUUGGCAAUUCCAAAAUUGUGUCUGUAACGUGUCGUCUAGACCCCACCAAAUUUGGGAUGGUGAAAUUUAUCGUAUGGUGGGUCAUGUUGUGGCGACCCAAAACCGCUAAAACUUACGGUCUCAUUGCAGCUUCAGACUUGAACGAUAUGCCUGUCAUGGGUAGAAAUAACCUAAGAUGGGAGAAAAGGAACAAUCUUGUGACCAAUCUGAAACCUCAUUUAGUAUGUGCUGUCGAAAACAUGAACUCGGAGAUAUACAUGAAACGAAACAACAGGGAUGAUUACCUGCGCAUGUACUUUAUCAUGGACAAGUGCGACCCCCCGGGGGUGUUCCGCUGUGAGGUGUUGAUCAGGACGCAUAACAAUCCACGCACAGAAGUGCCUAUUCGUAGAGAAUUCGAUGCCGAAACGACUAAGGAAGGAAAAGUGGAAUCAACGUGUGAAAAGAAUCAAUUUAAGGACCUCGCUCGAAACUUCAUGGAGAUCUAUGACUCCCUACCCGGGUAUUACAUGGAUUCAAUGGAACAUGCUUUUCUCAUGUCAGAUGAGGAAAAGGGAGACCCGAAGAAGUGGCGAAGAGAGGGUGGAUACACAAGAAUGCACGCUAACUUCAUCGAGGAUAAAGAAAAGAACAUGAAAUAUAUGGAGUUAACAUGUAAAGUUAAUAUCAGGAAAAUAAAAAAAACUGUCAACUCUGUUGAAGCAUUUUACAUUUUUUACCAGCCCGACGAAGAGUGGCCCAAUGCACGGAUACUGCUCGCCGGACUGGUGGGAAGUAUGGGAAUGUGGGCGGAUCCCUACGGAGUCCGGAUGUUUCCGGAGCUGCGCAUGUUGCUGGAUAAACACAAAGGCAUGGCCUGGAGGGGGAAUUCAGGCAAUGGAAAAAAGGCAACAUUUACAAUAGUUGUACCAUUGACGUUAUGCCAAACUCUAAAGGGAGCAUUCCAGUGUCAGGCGGCGGUGGAAGCCCCGAAUUUGUCUAAAAAGAAAAUAACGAUGGUCAGAGGAUGGCUUAAAUUAGGAGACACCCCAUUUUCAACUGGCAGCAAGAAAUGCAGACUAGAGAAACUUGAAGGUAACCGUACCAGAACAAGUUGGGGCCGUGCCGUCAUACGGUUAGUGAACAAGAAAGAGAUGGAGGGGUUCUUCGGGGAUCGAGUCAUCGUUGGGGGCAUUUGUGGCAUCAUUGUGUUGGGGGUGGCAGGAUGUGUGGGUUACAAGCUGUGUCGUAAGAAGACUCAAUGUUCCGAGAAGGCAAAAAGAGGGGGCGGACAAGGAGUAAUACCACCUGCUGCCAAAGGGCCAGGAAUGGGGCGGGGACGGGGACGGGAAUGGGGUAGAGGAAAGUGAUAAAACAACUUACGUGAUAUCUUGUCUUUCAAAGUCAAGGCCAUUUCAAAGACAACUCAUGUUCGUCUUCAUUUAAUUGAUUGUUUAAUGACUGUA